Mya arenaria is the source of this 1510-nucleotide messenger RNA. Its product is annotated as sulfotransferase 1B1-like. Gene Ontology annotation, biological process: sulfation. The transcript is spliced from 4 exons. Bases 69 to 701 code for a protein of 210 amino acids. Gene Ontology annotation, molecular function: sulfotransferase activity. NCBI's taxonomy places the organism in Eukaryota, Metazoa, Mollusca, Bivalvia, Myida, Myidae. Gene Ontology annotation, cellular component: cytoplasm. The record is from RefSeq and is a predicted model, not a curated record.
AUAUGUUAGUAUGGACUAGUUACAUGGUUUGCCUAAAUAACUGAAAUAAAUUGUAAACAUCCAUUCUGAUGAAUUAUAUUUGCUCCUCUUACAUGUGGGCAGGUACGAACUGGGUGUUUGAGGUGUUAAUGAUGUUACUGCGGCGGAAGGUGGAGCGGGUGGACAUCACUAAGCUCGUGACAAUGAUUGAGGCGCAAGGAGCGGAGGAUGUGGACAAGGCAUCCUCUCCCAGGGUUAUCAACAGUCAUCUUCCACCAAGAUUUUUGCCCAAAGACCUGGCACAGAAGAAGAUAAAGACGAUGUUGUGUUUGCGAAAUCCAAAGGACACGGCCGUCUCAUUUUUCAACCAUAUGCGGGGCAUGAAAAUGUACAACUACGGUAACGGACAAUGGAAAAAACAGAACGGGAUGAAAGAAAUGGAAAGGCUUGUUACAUUUCUAGAGAUCGAUAUAUCGGACAGUUUGAAGAGAGAUAUACUAGACAUGUGUGGCUUCGAAAAGAUGGCUGCGGAAAAGAUUACCAAAAAAGAAGAAUGGCUGUUUAAUGAAAACUUUCGUUUCUUUAGGAAAGGUGAGGUUGGGGACUGGAAGAACUGGUUUACGCUGGAACAGAAGGAAUACUUCGACUCCGAGUGGAACACACAGAUCCGAGCAGAUACCAUCUUUCAGUUCAAAUACACACAUAAUUUAGAAAACUCCUAAUACAAGUUUGUUUGGCCUGACUCAUUAAAAUGCUCAUGAGCCGAACGUUCGUUUAGCAUCUCCGAUGGUCAAUCCGUAUUUUCGUUUUGGGGAAAAGGAGGUAAAAACAAAACACAGAAUGCGGGUGCGUUGUGGUGAAACAUUUUUUUAAUUAUGCCCUUACUGAAUACUUUGUUAACCGGGUAGUAGAGUUUUUAUUAUUUUGAUUGUGCAAGAAAGAGUGUUUUGGUGAAAUUGUCGGAGUAUAUCAAAUAUAUGAACACUUGAGAAAGAAAUAAUGUUAGUAUACAUAUUUGCACACGAAAUAACUUGUACUUGUCUAUCGAAACAGAAAUUAGCUAUCUUAUGAUUGAACUGAUGAUGACUGAAUGAUUGACAAAAAUGACAUCAAAACGCACUCUUUUACAUGAAACAGCUGUUUUGUUUAUUUGUGGAUUAGAAUUAAGCCUUUGACUAUCUGGUCAGGCCAAAUAUAUGGUUUAAAUUAUAUAAAUUAGGUCUAAGAGGAAAAUUGUUAAGUGUUAUAAAAAGGCAUAUAAUAUCUUAUCAAUGUUAAGACACAAGUUAACUUCUUUGGGAAACUGGUGAACUGUUUGAAAGUUUUCUCGGUGUCCGGCAAGGGAAUGUUUAAGCCCUUUUAUAUUUUCCAUGUAUCUUAAUGACCAAGGAGACGAGUUGUGUCUGAAUGGAGCCAAAGAUAUUGAUCUUAACACGUUGUAACUCUCUUUAUUUAUGUAUGCAGAUGACAUUGUGAUUUUUGCAAAUACCAGUGAAGAAAUGCAAACUAAUCUUAACAUUUUAGAAAAUUA